AUGGGUGAUAUCGACAAUACAAUGUCUCCUGAGCGAGCCCUGAAUUUAGUCACACAAGUCUUCCUGAAUGAAUGGUCGCUACUCAGAAUGGACGAUGUCAAUGUUACGAAACUCUCAGGAGGAUAUUCCAACACCAUUUGGUUGGUUUCUCGAACGACAUGUAACAAGAACGGUAGCAGCGAACCACAUCAAGUUAUCAUAAAAGUUGCCGGAGGAAAUGUCAUGCGAGAUUCGAUUCAACGCUUUUGUUCAACUAAUGAUAUAGAAGAAAUUAUUAUCACCAACGGUGCUUCUAACAACGGCUGCGGACCUAAAUUGUAUUGUCUGUCUGGUAACUCUAUGGUCGUUGAAUACAUCGAAACGAUUAAAAUGACACCGUUACUCGCCUUGGAGUCAAAUAUGGUGAGAGAAAUCGCGAAGUCUCUAGCAAAAUUUCAUUCGAUGAAUCUGCCACUCGAUAAGAGAGGGUUUAAUGUGCUCAAGAAGACUCAAGAGUUCAUUGAGAAAGUGCCGAUUUCACGAACAAAGUCACAUUGGGAAGAUAUAAAAGAUUUCGUAAAAGACAAGAUCCACAACCUUCAAGAUGUCGAUGACUUUCUCGAUUGGAAUAUUGUUGACGAGCUCGAAUGGGCUUUGCUUCUGAAAGAUAAAAUCAAGUCUCGUAUAGUGAUGAGUCAUGGCGACUCGAACUUCAUGAACUACUUACUCCGGAAAACUGAAAUUGAAGGUGAACUUCGAGUAGUUCUAUGUGACUUUGAAUAUUCAUGCUACUGCGAAAGAGCUUUCGACAUUGGUGGUCAUUUCUCCAAUUUUGUGUUUCAAUGGAAUGAAGAUAACAAGCUCACCGGUCAUGCUAUUCCAAAAAUAGAUCAACGAAGAGAGUUCCUGAUUUACUAUCUCGAAGAAACAAAGAAACUGAGUUAUAUUCAUGACUUCGACGAAUCAGGAAGAGAUUCCAUCGAAAAUGUUAUGCGCGAGGCAGAUUAUGGUGUUGUUCUUUACUAUCUGUUUAUUCUCGGCUUGAUGCGAUAUUCUUUCGAUGCUUACAUCAAACCACAUUCAACGUUCGCAAAUCUUUACAAAAUUAUGAUCAAUGAUUACAACAAGCUCAAACAUAAGUUCAUUGAAAUGUAUCCAAAGAUUUAA
Molecule: messenger RNA, 1146 nt
Organism: Adineta ricciae
Lineage: Eukaryota; Metazoa; Rotifera; Eurotatoria; Adinetida; Adinetidae
Source: the annotation of a GenBank genome assembly